This is a messenger RNA of Opisthocomus hoazin, 3535 nucleotides long. Lineage: Eukaryota; Metazoa; Chordata; Aves; Opisthocomiformes; Opisthocomidae. The record is from RefSeq and is a predicted model, not a curated record.
AUUAACUGCUGACGUACUGAUCGAGUUCUGCUAUUCUUCAAUGAGGAACUACAGGCUGAUCUUUUGCCAUAAUCUUAAACAACCAUAAAUGACAAAAGAAUGCUUGGUCAGUGAGGGCAGCUGGCGCAGAAAACGUUUUUCAAACUCGGCUGUUUAAGUACUCUGAGAAAAGACAGCUUUGAUUUUUGGCUGCAAAAAGAUAUGAGGAAGAGCUCCUCCCCUUCCUUGAGUAACUGCAACUCUGUUCUUGCUAACAAAAUAUUUGGAAUUCCACUUGAUGAGCUGCAGCAAGAAGGGCAACCAGACAAUGAGGUUCCAUUCAUAGUCCGCCAUGUCGUGGACUAUAUUGAGGAACAUGGGGGUCUGGAACAAGAAGGACUUUUUCAAGUCAAUGGGAACGCUGAGACAGUGGAGUGGCUUCGGCAGCGGUAUGAUAAUGGAGAAGAUGUGGACCUGGUUAAGGAAGCAGAUGUACCCUCAGCUAUUAGCCUUCUUAGAUUUUUUCUUCAAGAACUUCCAGAGCCAGUUAUCCCAGGCAGUUUGCACAUACAUUUGAUGCAACUUUCUCAAGAUUAUAAUAAUGAAGAUGAAUUUGGAAGAAAGUUGAGGUUCCUCUUGCAGCAGCUUCCACCUGUUAAUUACAGUUUGUUAAAGUUUCUGUGCAAAUUUUUAGCUAAUGUAGCAUCGCAUCAUGAAGAAAUUUGGUCGGCAAGUUCUUUAGCUGCAGUCUUUGGCCCAGAUGUUUUUCACAUUUACACAGAUGUGGAGGAUCUGAAAGAACAAGAAAUAGUUAGCAGAAUAAUGGCGGGACUUCUGGAGAACUACUAUGAAUUCUUUGAAAAUGAAGAGGAAGAUUUUUCAUCUACUAAUGAUCUAAGCUCAAUAACUGAGCAGAUAAAUGAUCUCUUGGAAGAGGAGGAAGAUGUAAAGCUUGAGCAGUCUGAAGAAAUUCCAGAAGAUGGCACAGAGAAACCUGUUGAAAGGCCAGCUGUGGUGCAUCUAGAUAUGACAGGGAGUCUUUCCGAUUCUAGGAGCGUUACAGCAUCAACAAGUGCUCAUAUCUCUCCCAUAAGUAUCUUGCCAGCCUCUGCAGACAUUUUAGAAAGAACAAUCAGAGCAGCUGUGGAACAGCACCUUUUCGACCUGCAGAGCAGCUUAGAUAAUGAUCUUAAACAUAUACAGCAACACAGACUGGGCUGUAACAGUAAAGCACAAAAUCCCAGUGGGGAUGAGGAAGGAUCUAACAACCAGAGUGAUGUUAUUGAAGAUAAUGACACUGGCAGCAGUGAGAACACAGGAGACUGCUCUGAAGUAUUGGUUUGCACUGAUUUAGACAGUGAAGCUAUGAAACAUGAUACUGUAACUGAGGAAGAAGAAAGCCUUCAGGUACCAGCCCUUUCUUCUGCUCAGACUGCAGAUGUAUUACUGAAACCAUGUGAUGAAGAUGCAGAUGUUGAUGGAGAAAAUAAUAGUGAAAGGCAAAAUAGUAUAUUGCUUGAUGGCAGUGACAGAAUAUCUUCAGAGAUGUUUCUGGAUUCAAGCAGCAAGACUUGUGAUCUUAAUGCAAAUACGGAUUCGGAGGUGUCGGAGUAUGGCAACAUUAAUGUUUCUGAGGAAGCUCUGGGUGUCCAAAUACCACGUCUAGAUUUGAAGAAUGUAUCUGAUGGUGACAAAUGGGAAGAUCCGUUUCCUGCUUUCAAAUCUUGGCAGGAGGACAGUGAAUCUGGAGAAGCUCAGCUUUCCCCGCAGGCUGGAAGGAUGACAAAUCAUCCAUUGGAAGAGGACUGUCAUCCGAUAUUGUCGCAUCGUAGUCUGGAUUUUGGGCAAAGCCAACGUUUCUUACAUGAUCCAGAAACAUUAGAUUCUUCAUCCAAAGCACUUUCUUUUGUUAGAACACGAAGAGCAUCCUUUAGCUCAAAAGAUGACAAAAGGGAAGACAAGACACCUUAUCAGCUUGUCAAGAAGUUACAGAAAAAAAUAAAGCAAUUUGAGGAACAGUUUGAAAAAGAGAAGAACAGUAAGCCCUCCUAUAGUGAUAUUGCAGCCAAUCCAAAAGUUUUAAAAUGGAUGACUGAACUUACCAAAUUGAGAAAGCAAAUAAAAGAUGCAAAGCAGAAGAGCUCCAAUGGAGAAUUCAUACCUCAAGCACGUCCACGAAGUAACACUCUUCCAAAAAGCUUUGGUUCCUCUCUUGACCAAGACGAUGAAGAAAAUGGAGAUGAGAUGCGGGUUGUGCAGAAAGAGAAGAAGCCCACUAAGGAAGCUACACUUGAACUCAUUUUGAAAAGAUUAAAGGAAAAACGAGUUGAGAGAUGUUUGCCAGAAGAUAUAAAAAAAAUGACUAAGGACCAUUUGGUAGAAGAGAAAACAUCUCUCCAGAAAAGCCUCCUGUAUUAUGAAAGUCAACAUGGACGGCCGGUUACUAGAGAAGAAAGACAUAUUGUGAAGCCACUUUAUGACAGAUACAGACUUGUAAAACAAAUGUUAACUAGAGCAAGCAUUACUCCUAUUCUUGGGUCACCAUCAACCAAGAGGCGGGGGCAGAUGUUACAGCCCAUUAUUGAAGGUGAAACUGCCCAUUUUUUUGAAGAGAUCAAGGAAGAAGAGGAGGAAAGUGAUGGUUUGUCUGCAGACCUGAAUGAUAUCUUAAAAACUGCUGCCCAAACACAGUCUGUUUUAAGCCCAGUUGAAAACUCCGAGUCUGAUGUUGAAGAUGGUCAAGAGAAGCUGACCCGGGACCUUAGGCUGUCGAGCACCCGCGCUGCAUCUAUGCCUGAAUUAUUGGAGCAACUGUGGAAAGCCAGAGCUGAAAAAAAGAAGCUACGUAAGACAUUACGAGAAUUUGAAGAGGAGUUUUAUCAGCAGAAUGGAAGGAACGUACAGAAAGAAGAUCGGGUUCCAAUGCUUGAUGAGUACAGGGAGUACAAGAAAAUCAAAGCCAAACUUAGGCUGUUAGAAGUCCUUAUCAGCAAACAAGAUUCUUCAAAAUCAAUUUAAAUUCAAUUCCUCCAACCCAUUGAGUAACAUGAUGUUUCCGUAUGCUACCACUGUACUUAUUGGGUGCUUGUGUUCAUUUGUCAUGCACUGUUGGAAGAAUCCAGUUUGUGCACUUUAUUGUGGUGCCACUAUAACAUGUUCGAAGGGUAAGUAGGUCCUGGCUAGAGAGCAAGUAAGAUUUCUAAGUCUGAGACUGCUCUAUCCAACUUUAGCAAACACAGUUUCCAUCAAAGUUUUGUAUUACAGAUGCAUCCAUCUUGUUCCAAAACAACCAUAGCAUUUUUUUUUUCUUUAGCAUUCAAGAACUUUGAUACUUUUGUUAUUACCAACUUCUUGCAUUACUGAAGAAAUUAUUAAUAACAUAAUCUUACACUGAACUACUCCUCUUGCCUGUUUUUUAUUAUGGGGAAAGAAAAAGUCAGCAAAUUAGAUGUACAGCUCUUUUUCCUGGAACAUUUAAAAAACUAGACUGAAAUUCCUUUCAAAGGACUGCUGUGGAACAACAGUAAUUUUUGGUAUUCUAAAUUGCACCUAUAAC